AUGCCAGGAGACCGUGAGCCAGGAUACGUCGGAAAGUCUGGAGUUACGCACGCGGAGGCUGCAGUCGCCAAAAUUGAUGAUCUAGUUGACCUCUCCUCUCUUUCUGUGCCACUCGCACCAGGAGAAAAGUCGGAAGAUGGGAGCUACACUGCAGCUGAGCAAAGCAUCUCGCGCUUGCUGUCACUACCACCCGAAUUGAGACUUCAGAUCUAUUCAGCCCUUGCGGACGACAGCAUUGGCAACAGUAAAGUUCAACGCAAUGGCGGACGCAGCAGAAUGCGGGUGCUGUGGGCUGCAGCACCAUACGAAUUGUCACGACGGUCUGCAGCAGCGCAGCACGUCACGCAUUUGAUGGCCGUCUGCAGGCAAGUCAGAGCAGAGCUCUUGCCAGCUUACUUGCGUGGCUACAUUCUCAAAAUGCCGGCCUGGAACGAUGACUUCAAGCUCCAGUGCCUGUACUGGAUCGAUGGCGCAAGUGAGAACUUCAUUCGCAACCUGACCUGGAUCUGGCUAGAAGGUGUCUAUUGGCGGUUCUCGAUACAUUUCAUUCGGCGGGGAUUGGUUUUCCCAGAAUCGGUGGGGAGUGAUGAAGAUGCAAAGGCGACAGGGGAGGACUCUCACCAGUACGAUGAGACGGACCGCAUGCCCGGGAGAGGCUUCGUUCUGAGGAUGGACUCGGUCCGACAGAUGAGGUACCUUGCAGUGACUGCAGCCCGUGUCGUGUUCCAUGUGUUGGAGGAUGUCGCGGGAUGCAAAGGAGCGGAUGAGGUAGGGUUAACCAGGGAUGAGAUGAAGAGGGUUUUACAAGCAGCGGCGCUCUGUGCGGGCGAGCAGUUGAGGUCUAUUGGGCCCGAGAAUUUGGACAUUCGAACAGUGCUGCCUGUGGGGGAAUCAGGACGGCGUAUGUAG
Molecule: messenger RNA, 909 nt
Organism: Lecanosticta acicola
Lineage: Eukaryota; Fungi; Ascomycota; Dothideomycetes; Mycosphaerellales; Mycosphaerellaceae
Source: the annotation of a GenBank genome assembly